UCCCUGUCAGCCCACAGAGGGCUCCGUUGCUACUGGAGUUACCAUUAGCAACUGGGCAGCGCACGAGCGAACACCCUCAACCGCUGUUGAUGUGGUCCUGGCAAAUACACAAGGUCCUGUAAGCUGCCCUGGAAUUUUAGGAUCUCGGGAUGCCUUUGAGGCUAGCCAUGGUUAACACGUAAGAUAGCAGUGAGUGGCACUGCUAUGUUGCCAGGCGUCGGUGUAUUUGGCACGGGCAGCACGGCCCGAGUGCUUGUCCCGUUGUUGAAAGCUGAAGGCUUUGAGGUUCAUGCACUCUGGGGGCAAAGCGAAGAGGAGGCGGGCUGCUUGGCGAGGGAGCUUGGCAUCCCAUUUCACACCAGCCGAUCUGAUGACGUCCUGUUGCACCAAGAUGUCGACCUUGUUUGCAUCUCCAUACCACCCUCAAUGACGAGACAAAUUGCUGUCAAAGCACUGGGUAUUGGUAAGAAUGUUGUGUGUGAGAAAGCUGCAACUGCUGUGGAUUCUUUCAAGAUGGUGACUGCUGCCAGAUACUACCCACAGCUGCUUAGCAUUAUGGGUAAUACCCUGCGCUUCCUGCCAGCUUUUGUGGCAAUGCACAAGCUGCUUUUGGAGGGAUACGUUGGAGAAAUGCAGGUGUGUGAUGUCCGAGUCUAUGGCCCCAGCCUCCUGGAUCAGUCUUACGGCUGGACAUGUGAGGAGCUGAUGGGAGGAGGCGGUCUCCACACGGUCGGCUCUUCCAUCAUUGACCUUUUAAACUACUUAACUGGUUUUCGAGCCCAUCGUGUUCAUGGCCUGCUGCGGACCUUUGUACAACAAAAUGGUUUGAUUCGAGGCAUCCGCCGCGUCACCAGCGACGAUUUUUGCUUCUUCCAAAUGUUGAUGGGUGAAACUGGGUCCAGCUCUGGUGGUCUAUGUUGCACUGUGACCCUGAACUUCAACAUGCCAGGGUCAUUUGUGCACGAGGUUAUGGUAGUUGGAUCCACUGGGAGACUGGUUGCCAGGGGUGCAGAGCUAUAUGGCCAACGCAAUGGAAGUAAAGGCGAGGAGCUGUUGCUAGGCGACAGUGGGUGGGUGGGACCGGAGGUUAAAGAGAUGCCCCUUCCUCACCUGCUUGGGCUGAGCUCCAUGGUAAAGGGGCUGAGACAGUCUUUUCAGGCUCACGAGGAGCGCAGGUCAUGGGCAAAAGGACCGGUUGCCAUGGCGCCAACAUUUGAGGAUGGUCUCUAUGUGCAGACGGUGGUCGAGGCGGUGAAACGGUCCAGCUGUAGUGGAGAAUGGGAAUGUGUUGAGAUCAUGAGUCAGGAGCCAGAUCCAAAUCACAACCUGUGUGAGGCUCUGCAGAGAAAUAAGACCUAAAUAUUAUAUUAUUGAUUAUUUAUACACCUAGUGCAACUUAUCUAUGUAUCUGACAAAACUGGGCUCUGAAUGUUUUUUCCUUUUACUCGGCUGCGGAGGGCGUUUACAUUACCCAUGACUACUUCUUAGAAUACUUUAAUUUAGUAAACAUGACUGUGUAGUGGAUGUUUGUACCCUCACAGUGAUGAUUUGUUUUUACAUACAAUUAGUUACCACUGCUCCCUUAUUCUGAUUCCCCAAAAUAUAUAUAUUUAAAUAGCUACCUGUUUUUUGUUUACACGUUUAUGAUCUCUUUCUGACAGGUUGUCACCUGUCAGAAAGGCACCACACCUAUGUCAAAUAUUGGCUAAGAGCAAAAUUCCCUAGAAGUUUAAAAAAAAACUCCUUUUCCUCACUUUAAUGAUCAUGUCGGGAUACAUCUUUUAAUUUUAAGAAACAUUUUUUUUCCAUUUAUGUAUUUCUUCUUUAGAAUAUUUUUAUUAAAUUUUAUUCUUUGUGAAGUCACCAGACCACCAGUGGUUCAAGUGUUUGCCAGAGUUUACAAUUACACCAAUAAAUGGAUAAAUAGACGUCUGCAAAGUUGGUGCACAGACGCAUACUUUUUUCUAACUACCCAAUUGGUUGAGUCAAGCCAUGCAUAACAUUUAGUAAUGUGGCUCAACAUGAAAAUGUUUAAAUUUCUGUUGUGCCUAACGUUUAGAUUUUGGCUGUUUGGUUGUUUUUCCCCAACAUGAAUAGCACCUUAUUCUGAAAGGAAGUUGUUCUUCCUCUGAAACGAAUGUGAAUAUGAGAGUAUGAGGAUAAUUUGACUAACAAAACACUACUGGCAGAAUUCAAAUGAUAUUGAUAUGAUAUGUAGGUCAGCCUUUGUCAUUUUCAGGGUAACAGAGCUGUGCAGAGUUUUGUUUCAUUUUUUAUGUUUGUAACGUAAGAUAAUAGACAUCCAUAUGUUAUAACAUAAAAUUGCAUGAGAUACCAGGGAUUGAGUAAAAUAAGCUAUGUGAAAAACUGAAUAAUAACGGGUCUAGUUAGUAGCACUGCCCCUCACAACCGCAAUUCCGAAAGAGAUACUUGAUCUUAAAAUCUUUUUUUGGAGUAUCACUCACACCGGGUCAACUGGAAAGACAUGUCCUUCUUCAGACUGAGCUAGAAUGCUUGACUGCUGCAGUAGUACCUGUUUUCCACUGCGGAAACUCACUGGUAAUCCUUUAAACCAUUGAAACUGACUGAAGAAGGAGACUACCAUCUUUUAGAAGCCACCUGUCAAGUUUACACAUGAAGUUUACAGAAUGAGCAUUUGAUGCUUUGAUUCUAGAUUUUAAGGAUUAGUGUCACGUUAAAUAUCACAUGAGAAGAAACCAGCUUGUUCUAGAAAUUCAAGAUUAGUGACAUUUUUAUUGUUAAAUUGUCAAAGGUUUUAGAUACAAACCCUGAGACACUUUGGUGACUAACUUUAGUUCAUACGGUUUGUUUACAUCUGUUAUCCAUUCAAGCAAUUUUAUGUUGUUGUUUUUUUUUCACGUAAUCUCUGCAUUCAAAAUUCUUUAAAUGGGCUUGAUAUACACUCUCACACCCCAUUCACCCUGAAACCUUUGCGAUCUCUUCAUUGAGUAGAACCACUGGACUUAUUUCCUCAGACCAAGAGAAGAGAGCGUUAAACAGUUUACGGUUGUUGGAGUCUCUCACUGCAUCUCUGCACUGAUGAAAAUCUUGAAUAAUAUUGGGCCUCGGUGCUCCUACUGCAGAGACAGGGAGAGAAAACAAGCCGUGUGUUACUACUUGAUUUGAUUCAUUCGCAGAAUCUGCAAAUAGGUAUACGUACACUUACCACGCUUACCUCACGCUAUCCUGACAAUGCUUUACAAAGACAAUUAUAGUUUACAACGAGCAUCUUUAAAAAACACAUCCUAUUUGCCUGCAGGAUGUUUCAUAACCCACCACUAUUAAAAUGCAUUCCAACUCAGUUUUCACCUUCUUGUUGCUCUUGUUUUUUGGGGGGGUUUUGCACUGAUAAAAUGCCACAUGUGUAAUAUGCAGUGUGGUGCAGCUGGCUUACUGCAUUUUGUACCGUGUCGGCACAAGGAAGAUUUGUUCUAUUUAUUUAUGCCUUGGUGUGUAGAAAGUUUCCCAUCCUUCAUUCUGUUCAGUGUAUGUUUUUUCAGCCUGUGACUUUAAGUUGUAAUAUUUAUCUUGCCUAGAGUUAGUGUUGUUUUAAUUGAUAACAUUAAUUACUUUUUGAGCACAAUGUGUUGCAUUUAAGUUGGGAAACUGUACUGUUCAUCUACCUAACAGAUAUUUCUUUAAAUAAAUACAGUUGUAAUUA
Messenger RNA from Gasterosteus aculeatus aculeatus (three-spined stickleback), 3682 nucleotides. RefSeq names its product glucose-fructose oxidoreductase domain containing 2 (gene gfod2). Lineage: Eukaryota; Metazoa; Chordata; Actinopteri; Perciformes; Gasterosteidae. Gene Ontology annotation, molecular function: nucleotide binding. The record is from RefSeq and is a predicted model, not a curated record.